Molecule: messenger RNA, 1691 nt
Organism: Sinocyclocheilus anshuiensis
Lineage: Eukaryota; Metazoa; Chordata; Actinopteri; Cypriniformes; Cyprinidae
Product: pumilio homolog 2-like
Exons: 10
Coding region: 1-1629 (542 amino acids)
Source: RefSeq, a predicted model, not a curated record
AUGGUAGCCUACCACGAAAAUAACCCACAGUUAUACCUGGCCCCAAACCUGCGUAUGUGUACCCUGACCAAAGACAUUCAUUAUCUCUGCCCCAACAAGCCCUUCCUUCGAGACAACACUGAAGGAAUCUGCGGGUUACAACCCAUGCAAAGAGAGACACUCUGCCCUGCUGAGGCCAAGCCUCGCACACAAUUGUUCCAGAGAUCCAGUCAUCUUACAGUUCAGCAGUUGACCGCAGCACAGCAGCAACAGUACGCCCUUGCUGCAGCCCAACAGCAACACCUUGGCCUUGCACCUGCGUUUGUGCCAAAUCCUUACAUCAUCAAUGCUGCCCCUCCUGGAGCAGACCCUUACACCGCUGCAGGAUUGGCAGCAGCUGCCACACUUGCAGGUCCAGCUGUAGUCCCUCCUCAGUACUAUGGAGUGCCGUGGGGUGUGUAUCCAGCCAACCUCUUCCAACAACCGGCUGCAGCUGCUGCCAGUCAUUCCGCCAACCAGCAGGCGUCCAGUCAGGGUCCAGGACAACAGGUGAUUCGUGCAGGGACCAAUCAGCGACCUUUGACCCCUGGCCAGAGCCAACAGAGUCAGCAGGAAUCCCUUGCUGCAGCUGCUGCAAACCCAGCGCUGGCCUUCACAGGCAUGCCAGGUUACCAAGUUCUAGCACCGGCUGCUUACUAUGAUCAGACUGGAGCACUGGUUAUGGGUCCUGGAGCUCGCACUGGCCUGGGUGGACCUGUCCGACUGGUCCAAACCCCUCUCCUCAUCAACCCAGCAGCUGCACAAGCUGCUGCAGCUGCAUCUGCAUCAGGUUCUGGUAACAGCAUGUCUGGUCCUGCUAAUGGUCUGUACCGAUCCAUGGGUUGCCAACAGCCCCAGCAGCCUCAACCUCAGCAACAGCCACCUCCACACUCUAGUGGCCUGCCCUCCAACUCCUUCUAUGGCUCUGGCUCAGUGGUGCCCAGCUCCCAGAGCAGCUCACUAUUCUCUCAUACAAGCACAGCACCUCCUAGCACCUCUCUGGGUUUCAGCAGCACUGGUGGAUCUCUAGGUGUUGGGCUAGGCUCUGCACUUGGUGCCUUUGGCUCCUCAGUAUCAAGUGCCACUAGCAGCUGCGCAACCCCUCGGGACUCCCUUUUGGCCAGCUCUGACCUGUAUAAGCGUGGUGGUGGUAGUAGCUUGACGCCCAUUGGCCAAUCUUUUUACAACAGCCUAGGAUACUCUUCCUCCCCCAGCCCCAUUGGACUGACGCCUGGUCACUCCCCUCUGACACCUCCACCCUCUCUGCCCUCCUCCCAUGGGUCCUCAUCCAGCCUCCAUCUGGGUGGUCUGACCAAUGGCAGUGGUCGUUAUAUUUCGGCUGCACCGGGAGCAGAAGCCAAAUACAGGAGUUCAGGCAGUACCUCCAGUCUUUUUAGCUCUAGCAGUCAGCUCUUUCCCCCACCACGAGCCCGCUACAGCCGCUCAGAUGUCAUGCCUUCGGGACGUAGCCGCUUAUUAGAGGACUUCCGGAAUAAUCGCUUUCCCAACCUGCAGCUGCGAGACCUGCCUGGUCACAUGGUGGAAUUCUCUCAAGACCAGCACGGAUCCAGGUCCCAGCUCCUCCCAGUUUAUGCAUUUGCAGGAUUUUAGAAAAACUUUGGAUUUUUUAAAUUCAGUUUUCCAGUAAUGACAAUGGGGAAGAUUACCUUAAU